Anthostomella pinea is the source of this 4560-nucleotide messenger RNA. Lineage: Eukaryota; Fungi; Ascomycota; Sordariomycetes; Xylariales; Xylariaceae. The record is from the annotation of a GenBank genome assembly.
AUGAGGCCCUCGGGAGCUUGGGGCGCCACGCCCUCCGCCUGGUCCGUCCUCCUCCUUCUGGCUACCCUCCUCUGCACGGCUACCACUGUAUUCGCCAAGGACGAGCCGACCAUUGCCUUCACCGAGUUCGAGAACCCCCCGAACAACCUGAAUUAUUUCAAAGACUCCAAUAUCGUCUUGUUCCAAGAGUCAUACGGCCGCACCAUCUGGCGUUCCACCGAUGCCGGCGCCACAUGGUCCAAAGUCGACGGCAUCGAGCACGACAAGGCCGUCGCUCUGGUCAUGCACGAGUUCGAUAAGGAACGCGCCUACAUCCUGACCCUCGGCAACCUCCACUGGAGGACCCACGAUAGCGGCAAGACCUGGGAGGAAUUCUUCACCUAUGCGUACUUGAGCGAUUUCGCCGAAACCGUUGGCCGGUGGCUGGUCUUCCACGCCGACGACAAAGACAAGAUCCUCUUCAACGGCAUGGAGUGUGAGGGCUUUUUCUGCGAGGAACUCGUCAUGUAUACCAAAGACGGCUUCAGUACCGAGGCCGCCUUCCUCAGAGGUCGUACACAGGGCUGCUGGUGGGCCAAGUCGUCCGACAUCUUCACUACAGGCCAGCAUGAUCUCAAUGCCGACAGGAUCCUGUGCAUUAUCAGAGAGAGCCUAUUUGCCCCUCAGGAGGACAAUCGUCUCUUCAUCUCCGACAACUACUUCGAAGCCCUCGGCUCUGGCGGUGUAUCCGACGGUGUGAUCCAAGAGAAGGAGGCCAACCUGAACGGCAAUGGCCCCGUCCGCGGCAUUGUCAGCCUCGUCGAGGUCAAGAAAUACCUAUUGGCAGCAACCACCUCCCAAAACUCACUCGAGAUGGCCUUGUUCGUCACUGACGACACCGAGACGUGGCACCGCGCCAUAUUCCCCCACGACCACCCGCUUCUCGAAGCCGCCUACACCGUCCUAGAAAGCACCAACUACAGUAUUCAGAUCGACGUCCGCACGAGCCGGCGCAUGUCGCAACCCAUGGGUACCUUGCUCACCAGUAACUCCAACGGAACCUACUUCACGAGGAACAUGGAACAUACGAACCGCAAUUUCGCCGCCUAUGUCGACUUCGAAAAGGUGUCGGGCAUUCAGGGCAUCUUUCUGGUCAACCAGGUCGACAACUGGGAGGCCGUCGAGGAGGACGAGGCUGAGAAGAAGGUCAAAACACUGAUCACCUUCGACGACGGCAGGACCUUUGAACCCGUCACCGUGGGCGACGACCGGAUCCACCUCCACUCUGUUACCGAACUCGACAAUGUUGGACCUGUCUUCUCCAGCCCUGCCCCUGGUCUCGUUAUGGGCAACGGCAACCCCGGUGGUCAUCUCGAACCCUACGGAGCCUCCAAUCUCUACGUCUCAGACGACGCGGGAAGAACAUGGAAACAAGGUCCCAACGGUCCGCACAAAUACGAGUUUGGAGACCAAGGAUCCAUUCUUCUGGCUGUCGAGGAAGGUGAUGAUGUUUACGACAUCAAAUACUCACUGGAUCAUGGACAGACAUGGAACUCUACGGCGCUACCAAAGGAGAUCGGCACCAUAUCGCCUUGGGCGUUGACGACGACACAAGAUUCAACCAGUCUGAGGUUCUUGCUUACUGCCCGAAAGGGACCCAAGGAAUCGUCCAGUGGUUAUUAUAUCAUCUCGAUCGACUUCGAAGGCAUGCACGAAGACAAGUGCACCGAGGACGACAUGGAGGACUGGUGGGCACGAGUGGACGACGAUGGGAAGCCGACUUGCGUCAUGGGCCAUACCCAGAAGUAUCACAGGCGUAAGAAGACUGCAAAGUGCUUUGUCAAGGAGGAGUUCAGAGAUCCGGUCCCGGUAUCCCCACCUUGCGACUGUACCGAUGCCGACUUUGAGUGCGAUUUCAAUUUCGUGCGAGAUGGCGACGAAUGCAAGCCGGUGGGUCCUAUUCUGGUUCCCGAUGACACUUGCAAGGACGGAGAUCCCGAAAAGACAUUCAAGGGAUCAGGCGGCUGGCGACUCAUCCCUGGCAACCAGUGUAAGCGCACCAGUGGCGAGCAGAAGGAUAAGCAAAAGGAGUGGAAGUGUUCGGACGCCAAGAUGCCCCCGACCAAGGGCAAUGGUGAGAUCGAGGUCCAGAAGAUGGUCUUCCCGGGCGAUUAUGACGUUUUCGAGAAGCACUAUCUGGAGCGUGGCGACUUCAAUUCACAAGACGACGAGACUAUCAUUGCUAGACCGUACAAAGCCAUCGGCCAGUAUGCCGGUGAUGUCUUCGUCACACACAACCACGGCAAGAACUGGACGACGCCCAAGGCGCUCAAAGGCGAAAGCAUCUACGAGAUCAUCAGCCAUCCAUAUGUCAAAGAUACGGCCUUCUUCCUAACCAUGGGAGAAAAGGUAUACUAUACCACGGAUCGAGCCCGAACCAUCGACUCGUUCAAGCUACAGAUCCAGGUGGACACUUCGCAAGUUGGUCUACCACUCGCGUUCCAUCCGGACAGGCCAGAAUGGCUCAUCUGGCAUGGAAAGCAUUGUCCAGACAGUGGCAAAUGCUAUCGGGAGGCGCAGAUCUCAUUUGACCGCGGUGACAACUGGCAGACCCUGAGGCGGCACGUGGACAGCUGCCAAUUCACGGGCUCGUCGGCCUAUAAGUUCCGCAACGCAACACAAAUUGUGUGCUCAGCGAGGGAGCAUGGAGACAAUGACGACGCCGACAACCCGCUCCAGCUGUUGUACACUGAUGAAUUCCCGAAAUACCCAUGGGCAGUGGCCUUGGAGAACGUCCUACGGUUUGCGACAAUGGCCGAGUUCAUCGUAGUAGCCACGGAAAACCAGACCGAGGGAACUCUGAACGCGCUUGCCAGUGUCGACGGUAGAGAUUACGCGGCUGCCCACUUCCCCUACAACUUCGAGGUUCCGCACAAGAAUGCCUACACCGUUCUGGACAGCUCAACCCACGCGGUCAACCUGUUCGUCGCGACAGGGACAGAGCAGGACCGGCAACACGGGGCCAUUCUCAAGAGUAAUUCAAACGGUACCUCGUACGUCAUGAGCGUUCAGGGCGUCAACUGCGACAGUUCCUACUACGUGGACUUUGAGAAGAUGCUUGGCUUGGAGGGUGUGGUCCUCGUGAACACGGUCGCCAAUCUUGACAGUGCCUCGGAGCCCAAGAAACUCCAGACCAGAAUCAGUCACAACGACGGUGCGAACUGGGCAUUCUUGCCGCCCCCUGCGCAAGAUGCGAACAAGAAGGGGUACUCGUGCUCUAGCAAAGCGGGCGACGAGGCGUGUGCCCUCCAUCUUCACGGAUACACGGAGCGAGUGGACCACAGGAAGACAUACUCUUCCGAGUCGGCCGUGGGCCUGAUGUUCGGCAUCGGAAAUGUUGGUCCCGUGCUCGGUGACGCCAAGGACGCCGACACGUUUAUGACAACCGACGCCGGCGUGCACUGGAAAGAGGUGAAGAAGGGCAGCUGGGCGUGGUCUUUUGGUGACCAGGGUUCCAUUGUGGUCCUCGCGCAGAGAAACGUUGGAACCAAGUCGAUCUCGUACUCUCUCGACUACGGCGACACGUGGGAGGACAAGGUCUUCUCGGAGGACGCCGUUGUCAUCACCGACAUCACAACCCUACGGUCUGGCUCGUCGAGGAACUUCAUCCUCUGGGGUCACAAGGGAGACGAACUGUUCACGGUCAAUCUCGACUUCUCGGGAUUGGCGGACAGGCCUUGCGAGCACGACGAGGCCGAUGCCAGCAAGUCGGAUUACGAGACAUGGACGCCAGCGCAUCCAUCACAUCCCAAUGAAUGUCUGUUUGGUCAUAAGAACAAAUACUUGCGGAAGAAGAGCGACCGGUCGUGCUACAACGACCAGAAGCUGCAGCAUGUGUACAGCGUUGAGAACUGCGAGUGCACCCAACAGGAUUACGAAUGUGAUUACAACUACGAAAUGGACAACCACGGGUACUGUAAGCUCGUCAAUGGUCUCGAGCCGCUGGAUCCCGAGCGCAUCUGCCGCGAGGACCCCGAUGCAACGGAAUACUACGAGCCGAGCGGCUUCCGUCGAAUUCCCCUGACGACGUGUGCGGGUGGCGUCGAAGCCGACAAGAUCAACCCGCCACACCCUUGUCCAGGGCACGAGGACGAGUUCGAAAAGAAGCACAGCGCAUCCGGGGUGGCCAUCUUCUUCGCGGUUGUGAUCCCCGUGGCGCUCGCGUCACUCGUGGGCUGGUGGGUUUAUCGCAACUGGAGCAGCAACUUCGGGCAGAUCCGGCUGGGCGAACAGGGCAGCUUCGACCACGACUCGCCCCUGGUCAAGUACACCAUCGUGGCUGUGUCGGCUGUCGUUGCCGUCGUUGGGGCGCUGCCCCUCCUGGCCGGCAGCCUCUGGCGGAGUGUCAGCUCUCUGUUCGGGCGUGGCGAUAGUGGUGGUAGUAGUUACAGCUGGCUGCGUGGGGGCAGCCAGCGGAGGUUCACGACAAGAGACAGCUUCGCCCGUGGGAGAGGAGACUACGCUAUCGCGGAUGAAGACGAGGGCGAGCUUCUCGGGGAUGACAGUGACGAGGAGGUGUAA